This is a messenger RNA of Ostertagia ostertagi, 792 nucleotides long. The record is from the annotation of a GenBank genome assembly. Lineage: Eukaryota; Metazoa; Nematoda; Chromadorea; Rhabditida; Trichostrongylidae.
AUGGCGUUCCACACGCCGGUAAAGGCGUUGAAUCCGGUCGACACUAAGCUACCUGAUCAUGUUGUCAAGGGCGCUGUGAUUGUUGAUGAUAAAAUCCAUAAGUGGAAUCCAAGUGUUACACUCGAAGCUAAUGGGCCUAUGUCAGCUUUCAUAGUUAUAGACAAGAAGCUGAGUGCGGGUUGUGGAAUAGGCUCUAAAUGGAAAUUGCAGUCAGGAGACGUCAAUGAGGUCAUAAGACGUGUUGUGGUCGACUUGAAAUUACCUCCCAGUGAAGAGUAUGGGCUCAUUUUCGAGGAACCGAAAGCUUUUCUCACACCUUCUAAUCUGAGUCGAGUGAGCCAUGGAUUUAUGCUCACUGUGACCGCAGCACCUGUUAUCCAGUAUUCUCUUCUGAUGAUCUUUAGGCUGAUAUAUAUUGAAAGCAGUCAAUCGUGUCUCAGCCUUUGUCUGAGUUCUCUUCGAUCUAUUCUUCAAUUGGGGGUUGACGAUGUGGGGUGGAGCAGAGCUUCACCGUUUCUAGUCAGCAAGCUUGCAACUCUGGUCACUGAGUUACCUUUAGGUAGAGCAAAACGAGAGGAUUCGAAUGUCGUCUUCAUUGCUUUAGGCAUGAUUGAACAACUUCUCAACAGCGACAGCGAAACGAUUCAAGAUCUUGUUUUGUCUGAAGUGCCUGCCCAAUCAUUGAUUCGUCAUUUGGAGAAAUCUGACGAAAGAGUUGCCCUGGCGGCCCUGUCACUUAUGAACGCUUUGCACGAGAAGAGCGAUGCGCCAAGUCGGGAGCAGAUUGUGAAG